Molecule: messenger RNA, 2772 nt
Organism: Lates calcarifer (barramundi perch)
Lineage: Eukaryota; Metazoa; Chordata; Actinopteri; Centropomidae
Product: glycine--tRNA ligase-like
Biological process (GO): mitochondrial glycyl-tRNA aminoacylation
Cellular component (GO): cytoplasm; mitochondrion
Molecular function (GO): glycine-tRNA ligase activity; ATP binding
Source: RefSeq, a predicted model, not a curated record
AAUUUGUUGGGUGUACCAUAUACACAACAGAGAGGUCACAUUUACUCUCCAUUUAAAGGUCGCCAGUGCUAUUUACUCACUUCUGUCGUUACUGCAGGAUGAAUGAAGUGCUGUCUGAGCUUCCUGGAUGAUGCAAGAAAAAGCCCUGGUUUCAGACAAUACAACAUAGCAGAGAGAGUAGAAGCAGGCCCCUCCCCUUCUUUUCCCUCUGUCUGAAGUAAGCCUGAAGAAAAGUGAAAUCCACUUCUGUCCAGAGGAGAUCCAGCAGCUGGUUGGAGCAGCAGCAGUGCAGGGAGCUUUGUAUACGACUCAAGAUGGAACAAGUACUGGCGCCUUUGAGGGAGGCUGUGAGGGAACAGGGCGACUUGGUGCAUCAGUUGAAGGAGAAAGGCGCCUCAGAGCAGGAGGUGAGCAAAGCCGUGGCAGAGCUGAAAGCCCGGAAGAAGAUUCUUGAAGCAAAGGAGCUCGCUUUGCAACCCAAAGAUGAUGUGGUGGACAGGGUGAAAAUGGAGGACACAUUAAAGAGGAGAUUCUUCUACGAUCAGGCUUUUGCCAUAUAUGGAGGUGUGAGCGGCCUGUAUGACUUCGGUCCAGUUGGCUGCGCCCUUAAGAACAACAUCCUGCAGGUGUGGAGGCAGCACUUCAUCCAGGAGGAGCAGAUCCUGGAGAUCGACUGCACCAUGCUGACCCCCGAGCCUGUCCUCAAAACUUCAGGGCAUGUGGAUAAAUUUGCUGACUACAUGGUAAAAGAUGCCAGGACUGGAGAAUGCUACAGAGCUGAUCACCUGCUCAAAGCUCACUUAAAAAAACUGAUGUCUGAUGAGAAAUGCUUGGUGGAGAGGCGAAUCGAGAUGGAGGAUGUAAUCACUCAGAUGGAUAACUACACUCAGCAGGAGCUGGCUGAUCUCUUUGUGAAAUACAACGUCAAGUCCCCUGCCACAGGAAAUGACCUCACACCUCCCGUCUCCUUCAACCUGAUGUUUCAGACGUCCAUUGGGCCGGGGGGCAACAUGCCCGGCUAUCUGAGGCCUGAAACAGCUCAGGGAAUGUUCCUCAACUUCAAGCGUCUUUUGGAGUUUAACCAGGGAAAACUGCCCUUUGCUGCUGCUCAGAUAGGAAACUCCUUCAGGAAUGAAAUCUCUCCUCGCUCCGGACUCAUCCGUGUUAGGGAGUUCACCAUGGCUGAGAUUGAGCACUUUGUGGAUCCAAAUGACAAGGUCCACCCUAAAUUCUCCAAUGUGGCUAACCUGGAGAUCAUGUUGUUCUCGUCGAAGGCCCAGACCAGCGGACAGUCUGCACAGAUCAUGAGGCUGGGGGAUGCUGUGGAGCAGGGAGUGAUCAACAACUCGGUGCUAGGCUACUUCAUUGGAAGAAUCUACCUGUAUCUGAUUAAAGUGGGGCUCUCCAAGGAUAAAGUGCGCUUCCGUCAGCACAUGGAAAACGAGAUGGCUCACUAUGCAUGCGACUGCUGGGACGCAGAGUCCAAAACCUCCUAUGGUUGGAUAGAAAUUGUGGGCUGUGCUGAUCGUGCCUGUUACGACCUCUCGUGUCACUCCAGAGCAACCAAAGUCCCUCUGGUGGCCGAAAAGCCUUUGAAAGAACCCAAAGUAGUAAAUGUCGUCCAGUUUGAACCUAACAAAGGAGCCAUAGGGAUGGCCUACAAGAAAGAUGCCAAGUUGGUCCUGGAGUACCUGGCUGUCUGUGACGAAUGCUUCAUCACUGAUCAGGAGAAGCUUCUCAGUGACGUUGGGGAGUUCAGGAUCGAGACAGAGGGCAAAACGUUCACACUGACCAAAGACAUGGUCGGUGUGAAGAGGUUCCAGAAAACCUUGCACGUGGAGGAGAUUGUUCCCAAUGUAAUCGAACCCUCGUUUGGCAUCGGCAGAAUCAUGUACUCUAUCUUCGAGCACUCGUUCCAUAUCCGGCAGGGGGACGAACAGAGGACGUAUUUCAGCUUCCCUGCCUCUGUAGCUCCAUAUAAAUGUGCCAUCCUGCCUUUGAGCCAGAACCAGGAGUUUAUGCCAUUUGUCAGCCAGUUAUCUGAGGCCAUGACCAAAAACGGUCUGUCUCAUAAGGUGGAUGACUCUUCAGGAUCCAUCGGGCGACGCUACGCCAGGUCGGACGAGAUCGGUGUGGCCUUUGGCAUCACCAUCGACUUCGACACGGUGAACAAGACGCCUCACACGGCCACUCUGAGAGACCGGGACUCAAUGAGGCAGAUCAGGGCCGAGAUCUCUGAGUUGCCAGGGAUGAUUCGAGGUCUGUCUAAUGGCACCUUGACGUGGGCUGAGGUGGAGAGCAAGUACCCCAUAUUUGAAGGACAGGAGACCAGCAAGAAGGAAUGACCAGGCUGGGACUCCUCUACUGUACGCACAGGGUCCAUAGAAAGAUUUGAAACAAUAAGUUUGCUACCUUAAAAAAAUGUGUGAUAAAUUCACCUGGGAAUAGUUUAUGAUGAUAAAGCAAAGGCCAAACAUUAUGACUAUCUUUAUCUGUAUCUGUCUUUAGACUUAUAUUAUGGUAUACACAUCAAGUAUGCAGCAGCAUCUCGAGAUUCAAAUGUGUCACAUAGACUGAGGGAAAACUACUCACAAACAUGCUGGAGGUUGAAUGCCGUCCCCCUGUGGCCUCCUACGUUGAACAGUAUUAUUGUCACCUGAGCAACUCUCUUAACUGCUCCCAGUGGAUGUGUAGCACUGAUGCUCUGAAAGCAGAAAACAAAACUUGGUUGACUUUUCUAAAUAAAUGUCAUAUGGCUCUUUUCACUGUGCA